This is a messenger RNA of Gryllus bimaculatus (two-spotted cricket), 3111 nucleotides long. Lineage: Eukaryota; Metazoa; Arthropoda; Insecta; Orthoptera; Gryllidae. The record is from the annotation of a GenBank genome assembly.
AUGUUACAGCCGUUUCAUGAAAUCCAGGAAGGCUCGAAGAAAGAAGCAACAGCGGCCAAAGGAGUUUGGAGUGCUAAUGUUUUUCAAAAACGACGUGCAGCCAGCUGUUAUCCAACUAACAGAUUCCCGUUGUGUUUGGAGUAUCAGUGGUCUUUAGGGGGCGGGCCGAGCGGCGCGUACAGCCCCGACGGCGCCUCCAUGGGCUACAUGAUGGACGGGCAGGCGCAGAUGAUGCACCGGCCCCCCGGCGACCCGAGCUUCCACAACGAGCACUACUACCCGCCGCAGUACUACGGCCACCUGUAGUGGGCCACCCGCCGCCCCGCGCGCACCCCCGCCCCCGCACGCAGCCGCAGCAGCACUGGUCACCGCGGCGACAUCUGGCUGUACGGACAUGUCACCGCCGACGCUGCCGCCGACGCCUGCGUUGCAGCCUAGGAGCUCGGAGUCGCCUCCUCGAUAAAUUGGCUCAAGAACGAGCCGUGACAUCACUGCCUGCCUGACGUCACAACAGCCACCCGCGGUCGGUGACCGCCGCCGCCGCCGCCGCCGCCGCCGCCGUCGCCGCCGCGCCGUCUCCGGUCGCCAGGGGAUAUAUGCUUAUACACAUACACGCACGUAUACGAUUAAAUUAUCUGGAGGCGGGCGGCGGCGUUGCGAGCGGCCAGUGAGCUGCGCCACGUGACGAGAAAGCUGUCGACGCCCACGUGCUGCGUUAUCGUCGCGAUGAGUUUGGCGUCGAAGCGAAGGCAGAAGGGAAAACGCCCGUUUUAUUACGAAUAUAAACGAGAGAAAUUUGCAGAAUAAAAUAAUUUUUUCAAAUUUAUGUGAUGAUUCUUUGUACAAAAAUAUGUAAUUGUAUUUUCCCGUUGCAAAGAAGCGUGUUAAAAAUGGGAACUUGUACAAAAUAAUUAAAUAAACGUCUAUGAAUUACAAAAAUACUUCGUUGCUGGAAGUUACGUCUUAGUGUACGAAUGUUCUUUAAAAGAAACCAAGUAUAAAAUAUUUGAGUGAAAGGGGAAAAUUGAAAUCACUUUUGAACAGUUAGUGUUUUUUUUUAUUUUAAAGUACCGUGGUGUGGUGAAAUUUAGUGGACUUCAGGGUAGUGCAUGUUUUAUGUUUGUGUGAAGAAGAAUGAAAAUUCCUAAUCCCUUCAACUAUUGGCCCGUUUUGCCUUUCCCCUAUUCCCUUUGUCUAAGAAAAAAAUAUGUUUUGAAGAUCUCCACAUGAAAAGUUACGCAAACAAACCAAACAAGUUUGUUAUGAAAGAGAUGAACAUUGUAGAAAAAUUAAUUAUAGGAAUUAUAAUAUAUAUAAUGUAUCAUAUUAAUUAUGGAUAGCGAAAUGGUCCUGCCAUGACUUUGCAAGAGACUAAAGCAAAAGACAGGUAUGCAGGACGUUUCUUUUGUGAAUUUUUUUCUGGUUUUCUCCCAACGUAUGGAAGCGUAUCUGUGGAACUUUGACCGAGGUGCAAUUGGGAGAUACCUCUUCAACAGUGAUGUAACAAAGUACACGUAGUUCUAGAAGUCCUCACCCUGUCCCCACGCCCUCGAGUGUCCUCUCCUUCAACCUUUUCACGUUGGUGCCAGUAUUCCUGUCCUCAUCCCUACCUCAAUUUGUAAUGUGCGCCAUUUCCCGUUCCUUAGCUCCUUUCAAAUUUCAUCCUACCUCACCGUUUUCCGUCAUUUUAAUAAAAACAGACGUACCAUUGUGCAGAAAUAAUGUUUCAAAAGGUUGUGCUGAUGUAAAGAAAUCAUAAUUGUUAUAUCUGUUGUGAUGAUUUUCAUUUUUGCUUUUUACAUCCCUUCUUUGAUUCCAAUCACCAUUAUUCUUCCCUAUCUUCCCUCCGCAAACCCCUGAAAAAUUAAUAAACAACAAAAUAUACGUAAGUUACUGAAACAUAGAUAAUUAUCGUAAAAUCGAGUGUAUGUAUUAUCGCAUACAUUAUAUAGACUUAUUAAUACUUCAUACACAAGUAUACAUAAACAUUGCAACUCAGGUGAUUGUUUUUCUUUUCCCAAACCUCGAGAGUUCAAGCAUGGGCAGACUGACUCAAGGAAUAGCGAAGGAAAACAUUGAUCAACAUGCCGUUAUCCAAAUACACCAAAAAGCUGGAACUUCCAUAGUUUGGCGAUUACUGCUCAUACUAAGACUGGAGCCCCUUUAUCCAUACUUCAUGUGCACACAGAUAUCUUAAUCUUUCCUCUGUAGCUUUUGAAACAACAGCAUCUUGUCUUCCUUACAAAGCUAUUUCUUGAACAAUAUCCUUUGGCACAAGUAUACGAGUAAAUAAAUUAUUUUUUAGAAGUACCUUCACAAGUAUUUGCAACGUCCAUUGUGAUCCUUUUGGUCUGUCUUUGCUUGAAUAUAUUAUACACAGAAAAAUAUAAUUUUGGAAAUGUUGGGACUGGGAAAUUGUGACUGACUAUAAUUAGGCACAGCAAUAGAGUAUACCUGUACAUGGAAUCGUUCAUACAUAAAGUGUUCCGUACAAUACAUUUUGUUCUUGGAAUAUUUUCUCCUCUAAGCUCCUGUGGCAUGAUACCUUGCUUCUGUGUUUUGUAGUUCGUGAACAAAAAACAGCUCUCCUAUGUCCUAGCCUGAAAAAUAAUGCCUUUUAACCCGAUAGAAUUUUAUGGCAUAUAGAAACUUGCACAUAAUUACCGAAAAGCAAUAACCCAAAGGACUGUUACUAACUGUGCUACUUCUUUAAUAACAUUGUAAUUAGAGCUUCUCAUUAAGACAAUAAAAAACCUAUUGUCUCCAGAUAUGCCUCAUUUCCAAAAGCUUUGUCAUGCCACAGAAGUUUCUCUCUGUAUUUCAGAUAUUAUGCUUGUGAAUCAUUACUGUAAUAACUCUCCAAAUUCUUUUCUUUGUAUCUUUCUCCUUUUUGUCAUUCGACAUCAUGGUAACUGUGCUCUUCGGAUUUUGGAUUGGACACCAGGAUAUCGAGCCAUAGCCGCAACCCCGCUCAUUUCGUAUACGUUUCCGAAGCCUUGCGUUUGCUGUGUGUCGGUGUUGUUGAUUGGGUCACGACUGUUCCCGCGCUGGGCGGGCGAGGGCGCGUGCGCGGGCGCGGGCGCGGGCGCCGCAGGCGCGUGGAUGCACGCC